AUGGCGUUUCUCCUACUAGCCGUCGCAACACUAGCGUUGCUGUGGCCUCUUGGCUACUUGUACAAUUUGGUCAAGAACCUUGCCGCGGCUCGUAGAAUCGGAGUUCCCAUCGUAGUGGUCCCUGUGAACCAAUCCAGCCUAUGGUGGCUACUGAUUGCGCCUUCCCAGAAGCUUCGACUUCAGCGACUUCUACCGAGGAAGAUCUGGGAGCGAAUCGCCAUCGCCAUAUUUGGCUUCGAGUUUCACGAAAAAUUACGCCCGUUCGAGCAGUAUGCAACAGCACCGGGCCAGGAAAUGGGGAAGACUUAUGUGCUAGUCGGGCUUGGAUGGCGGUUGGACUUAUGGACCACGGACCCCCACGUCACCCAAGAGAUUCUGACGCGUGUUCGUGAUUUCGAGAUGCCCAAGGAGAUGAAAAUCCCCAUGGGCCAGUUCGGACCUAAUAUCCUCAUGAGCAAUGGAGAUGAAUGGCAGCGGCAUCGUCGGGCAAUCACUAGCGUGAUCGAUGAGCGAGUCUCCAAAAAUGCGUUUGAGGAGUCCAUACGGCAGGCCCGUCACCUCCUGGAUGAUGUUUUCGCCAACCGGCAACUCGAGGGAGAUAGCGUGGCUGAUACGACCGCCCUCUUCGACAUGCUCAAGACUGUGACGAUCAACGUCCUUCUCGGGGCCGGUAUGGGCCUGCAGACGACCUGGGGAAAGCAAGAGCCAGAGGAUGGCUAUGAGCUGGACCACCGGGAUUCUCUUGUCACCGUCGUCAGUAACAUCGCUGGGCCUGUCAUGUUCCCCUCCAAGGUGCUUCGACGCUGGCCGUCUUGGCUACCUGGUCAUGCCAGGAACGCCUUCGUCGAUCGCAGGCCCCCCAGUACGGAACCACCUCCAAGCAAUAUCCUGAGCAAGCUCGUCCAUGCCUCGGAAAAUGGCAAGGGACUCAACGAGCCCGAGCUGGUCGGCCACCAGGUCAUGUUGACGGCCGCUGGGUUCGAAUCGACAUCCACCACCUUGGCCUUCGCCUUGGUCCUGUUGGCCCGGUACCCCCAAUGGCAGGAAUGGGUCUUCGAGGAAGCCGACGAGCUGAUGCCUGCGAAUACCGACGAUGUGCCCCCAGACUACUCGACCCACUUCCCGCGCGUGACUCGCGCGCUCGCGUUCAUGCUUGAGACCAUGAGGCUCUACCCGCCCGUGCCUAAGAUGCACCGCGAGGUCAAUACACCGCAGACGCUCCAGACCUCCAACGGGCAAAUUCACCUUCCUGCGGGCAUUCGCAUUAGCGCAAACACCAUCACCCUCCACCUUUUGCCGGAGUGGCGAGAUCUCAAUCGCCAAUCGGAUCCGUCGUUCUUCCAGCCCGACCCUACGAUGCCAGAUGAAUUUGUUUUCCGACCGUCUCGGUGGAUCAACCCCCCAGGCUCUGACCAUGCAGUCUUCCACGCUCCGAAGGGCCUGUUCAUUCCCUGGGGCGCCGGCCCUCGAAUUUGCCCGGGUACCCCCCUAGCCGGGGAGCAACCGGCAGAUACUGAGAAGCGCCUCGCCCGUCGGCUGACCGAUAGCCGCUGGGUCACCGUUCUUCAGAUGAAUGGCGUCUUUGAUCCUAAAGAAGAUGAAGCAUUGAGCAUGAGAUUGGCGAAGCGUGCCGCGCCAGCCUGA
Messenger RNA from Penicillium chermesinum, 1644 nucleotides. RefSeq lists its product as uncharacterized. Lineage: Eukaryota; Fungi; Ascomycota; Eurotiomycetes; Eurotiales; Aspergillaceae. Bases 1 to 1644 code for a protein of 547 amino acids. Gene Ontology annotation, molecular function: monooxygenase activity; iron ion binding; oxidoreductase activity, acting on paired donors, with incorporation or reduction of molecular oxygen. The transcript has 3 exons. The record is from RefSeq and is a predicted model, not a curated record.